GUGUAGCGGCGGAAGAUGGCGGGCGCUGCUGGGCCGAGCUGAGCAGCGCUCGGGGCCGCCGCCUCCUUCCGUGUCAGGCUCCGGCUGGGCCCGGGCAGCCGCCGCAGGGGCCGAGCGCGCCCGGCCGUGGGGUAAGCUUUGUUACCUAGAAGAAUUUUAAAUAGUGUGUGAAGAUGGCGAGUCUGAUGAGUCAGAGUCUGUUGACCUACGUAGAAGAAGGAAAUGUUCCUGCUCUGAAAGCGCUUCUUGAGAAAUGCAGGGAUGUUGAUGAGAGAAAUGAGAAUGGCCAGACUCCACUUAUGUUGGCUGCUGAGCAAGGCAAUUUAGAAAUUGUCCAGGAGCUUCUCAAGAAGGGAGCUAAUUGCAACUUGGAAGAUGCAGAUAACUGGACAGCUCUUAUUUCAGCAGCUAAAGAAGGACAUGCAGCUAUUGUUGCAGAGCUGCUCAGUUAUAAUGUCAAUUUGGAGCAUCGGGAUUUGGGAGGAUGGACUGCCCUGAUGUGGGCAUCAUACAAAGGCCGUACUGAAGUGGCUAAACUGCUGCUUGAGAAAGGAGCAAAUCCAAACAUCACAGGCAUGCAAUACAGUGUUUAUCCAAUUAUUUGGGCAGCGGGACGUGGCCACUCAGAUAUAGUCCAUCUCUUACUGCAGCAUGGAGCUAAAGUGAACUGCUCUGACAAAUAUGGAACCACCCCACUGGUUUGGGCAGCAAGGAAAGGUCAUUUGGAGUGUGUGAAAUACCUGCUGCAAAUGGGAGCUGAUGUUGAUCAAGAAGGAGCUAAUUCUAUGACUGCACUUAUUGUAGCAGUGAAGGGUGGCUAUACUGACUCAGUAAAAGAAAUACUGAAAAGGAACCCAAAUGUAAACCUAACAGAUAAAGAUGGAAAUACAGCUUUGAUGAUUGCAUCAAAGGAGGGACAUACUGAAAUUGUGCAGGAUCUUCUUGAUGCUGGAACUUACGUGAACAUUCCUGACAGAAGUGGAGAUACAGUGUUGAUUGGGGCUGUUAGAGGUGGUCACGUUGAAAUUGUGAGGGCCCUGCUCCAUAAAUAUGCUGAUAUAGAUAUCAGAGGUCAGGAUAAUAAAACUGCUUUAUAUUGGGCAGUUGAAAAAGGAAAUGCUACAAUGGUGAGGGAUAUCUUGCAAUGCAACCCUGACACUGAGACAUGUACCAAGGAUGGAGAAACACCACUUAUAAAGGCAACCAAGAUGAGAAAUAUUGAAAUAGUAGAGCUUCUUCUGGAUAAAGGAGCUAAGGUCUCUGCUGUAGACAAGAAAGGAGAUACUCCACUUCACAUUGCCAUUCGCGGAAGAAGCCGUAAACUUGCUGAAUUACUCUUAAGAAAUCCAAAAGACGGUCGAUUGCUUUAUAGACCCAACAAGACAGGAGAAACCCCUUACAAUAUUGACUGUAGCCACCAGAAGAGUAUUUUAACGCAGAUAUUUGGUGCCAGACACUUGUCUCCCACGGAAUCUGACGGUGACAUGCUGGGCUAUGAUCUGUACAGCAGCGCUUUGGCUGAUAUUCUGAGUGAACCAACCAUGCAGCCACCUAUCUGUGUAGGCUUGUAUGCACAGUGGGGAAGUGGAAAAUCUUUCCUGCUCAAGAAACUAGAAGAUGAAAUGAAGACUUUUGCAGGACAGCAGAUUGAACCUCUGUUUCAGUUCUCCUGGCUUAUUGUAUUCCUCACACUUUUGCUGUGUGGAGGUUUGGGUUUGUUGCUUGCUUUCACAGUGGACGCAAAACUUGGAAUAGCAGUGUCACUCAGCUUAUUAGCUGUUCUCUACAUUUUCUUUACUGUAAUUUACUUUGGUGGCCGGAGAGAAGGGGAGAGAUGGAACUGGGCCUGGGUGUUAAGUACAAGGUUGGCAAGACAUGUUGGAUAUUUAGAACUGCUUCUCAAACUCAUGUUUGUGAACCCACCAGAACUACCAGAGCAAACCACUAAAGCUUUACCUGUCAGAUUUUUGUUUACAGACUACAAUAGACUGUCCAGUGUAGGUGGAGAGACUUCACUGGCUGAGAUGAUUGCUACCCUCUCUGAUGCCUGUGAAAGGGAAUUUGGUUUCCUAGCAACAAGGCUAUUUCGAGUUUUCAAGACAGAAGAUACACAAGGUAAAAAGAAAUGGAAGAAAACUUGCUGCCUCCCAUCCUUUGUGAUUUUCCUCUUCAUCUUGUCUUGCGUUGUUUCUGCGAUCGCCCUGUUGGCAAUUUUUAAUGUGGAAUCAGCCAACAUGACAGUGAAUGUUAUUCUCAUAACAGUGACCUGUAUUGUUGGUUUGGCUUUUUGCUUGAAUUGCCGCACAUGGUGGCAGGUGAUGGAUUCGGUUUUGAAUUCUCAGAGAAAGCGUCUUCACAGUGCUGCCUCCAAGCUUCACAAGUUGAAAAGUGAGGGGUUCAUGAAGGUUUUGAAAUGUGAAGUGGAACUGAUGGCCAAAAUGGCAAAAACCAUUGACAGCUUCACUCAGAAUCAGACAAGGCUUGUUGUAAUUAUUGAUGGAUUGGAUGCUUGUGAACAGGACAAGGUUUUACAGAUGCUUGAUACUGUACGAGUCUUGUUUUCAAAAGGCCCCUUCAUUGCAAUUUUUGCAAGUGACCCACAUAUUAUUAUAAAGGCAAUUAACCAGAAUCUCAACAGUGUUCUACGUGAUUCAAACAUAAAUGGCCAUGAUUACAUGCGAAAUAUUGUCCAUUUGCCCGUUUUUCUGAAUAGCCGAGGGCUUAGUAAUGCAAAAAAACUGAUGGUAGCUUCAACAACCAAUGGGGAUAUUCCUUACGCAGAUAAUGCAGGAUUGCAUGAAGAGGUUGACAGGAGAGUUUCUCAGAACAGUCUUGGAGACAUGACCAAACUUGGUAGCAAAACUGCUCUCAACAGGCGGGAUACUUACCGAAGACGCCAGAUGCAGAGGACCAUUACCCGCCAAAUGUCUUUUGAUUUGACCAAGCUGUUGGUUACAGAGGAUUGGUUCAGUGAUAUCAGUCCUCAGACCAUGAGGAGGUUGCUAAAUAUUGUUUCAGUGACAGGUCGUUUAUUGAGAGCUAAUCAGAUCACAUUCAACUGGGACAGACUGGCAAGUUGGAUCAAUCUCACAGAGCAGUGGCCAUAUAGAACAUCAUGGCUCAUCCUGCAUCUUGAAGAGACUGAAGGUGUUCCAGAUCACCUGACUUUAAAAACCAUCUAUGAGAGAAUUUCAAAGAAUAUUCCUACAACUAAAGAUGUUGAGCCUCUACUUGAAAUUGAUUCAGAUAUACGGAACUUUGAAGUAUUUUUAUCCUCACGAACACCUGUCCUUGUUGCACGUGAUGUAAGAACCUUUUUGCCUUGUACAGUGAACUUGGAUCCCAAGCUACGAGAAAUCAUUGCAGAUGUUCGUGCUGCAAGAGAUCAGAUGAAUAUUGGAGGACUUCCUUAUCCCACCUUGCCUUUACAUGAGGCACCUGCUAGAGCAACCUCUCUGUUCAGUCAGCCUUCCUCAGCUUGCUCUUCUACAACCUCUUUCAAUGGGCCUUUCAAUAGUGGAGUUUUAUCCCCACAGCCUCACAGCAGUUACUAUAGUGGUAUGACAGGACCUCAGCAUCCAUUUUACAAUCGGCCAUUCUUUGCCCCAUAUCUUUACAUGCCAAGGUAUUACCCUGGCAGUUCUCAUCUCAUCUCACGUCCACCACUAAAAACGAGUUUGUCCAGAGAUCAGAACAAUGGCCUAGAUGUUAUCAAGGAGGAUGCUGAUGAGGGGCUUCCUUCACCCACAGACCCCUCAAUGAUGUGUAAGUCUGAGUUAAACAAAAACAGACAGGGAGCAGGAGCAGGCACAGGGUCAGCCACAGGAGUAUCACAUGUGUCUCUCAGCACAAUGAGUGUGGAAGCUGUGUGUGAGAAGCUAAAGCAGAUAGAUGGUCUGGACCAGAGCAUGCUACCUCAGUACUCUGCAACUAUAAAAAAGGCAAAUAUAAAUGGCCGUGUCUUGGCUCAGUGCAACAUUGAUGAACUGAAAAAAGAAAUGAGUAUGAAUUUUGGUGACUGGCACCUGUUCAGGAGCAUGAUACUUGAAAUGAGAAAUUCAGAAAACCAGGCUGCUCAGGAAGAUGCUCGUGGAGCAGCAGAGCACGGUACAGCUGCGAUUCCUCACGGUGACCUUACUCGCCGUCCUGGCCAUAACACCGAGCUGCCUCACACUGAGCUCACAGGUCUUGCUGGUCAAGCUCCCUACACACUGAACUUCAGCUUUGAGGAACUCAACACAAUUGGUCUCGAUGAAGCUCCUCCACGCCAUAGUAACUUAAGUUGGCAGUCACAAACUCGUAGAACUCCAAGUCUUUCAAGUCUUAACUCUCAAGAUUCUAGUAUUGAAAUAUCAAAGCUUACAGACAAGGUGCAGGCAGAAUACAGAGAUGCAUAUAGAGAGUAUAUUGCUCAAAUGUCACAGUUAGAAGGAGGUGCCAAUUCUACCACAGUCAGUGGGAGGUCCUCCCCUCAUAGCUCAAGUGCUUUCUAUAUGGGCCAGAGCACGUCAGGGGGCUCCUUGCACUCCAGUGCAGAACAAGAAAAAGGAAAAGAUGGUGAACAGAAGCAAGAUGAUGGAAGAAAGUCCUUUUUGCUGAAGAGGAAUGAUGUUGAUUACAGUACUUCGGGUGUUUCUACUAAUGAUGCAUCUCCUUUGGAUCCCAUUACUGAAGAAGAUGAAAAAUCUGAUCAGUCUGGUUCCAAGCUUCUCCCAGGAAAGAAGUCUUUGGAAAGAACAAGUAUUUUCCAGGCUGCAGAUUUAAAGCUUAAGGGAGUUACUCUCCGGUAUCAGAAACUUCCCAGUGAUGAAGAUGAGUCAGGAACUGAAGAAUCAGAUAAUACUCCACUUCUUAAGGAAGGCAAAGAUAAGAAAACAGAUAUCAAAAUAGAGAAGCAGCCCAAAUCUCCAGAACAUGGUUCUGAGCCUAUUAGAACCUUCAUCAAAGCAAAAGAGUAUUUGACAGAUGCCCUUUUAGAUAAGAAAGAUUCAUCUGACUCUGGUGUAAGAUCCAAUGAAAGUUCUCCAAAUCAUUCCCUCCACAAUGAAGGAGCAGAUGAUUCACAGCUUGAAAAGGCAAAUCUCAUUGAGCUUGAAGAUGACAGUCACAGUGCAAAAAGAGGAAUUCCACACAGCCUUAGUGGCCUUCAAGAUCCAGCUGUGGUUCGCAUGUCUAUUUGCUCAGAAGAUAAGAAGAGCCCUUCUGAAAGCAGCCUGAUAGCAAGUAGCCCCGAAGAGAGCUGGCCAGCCUGCCAGAAAGUCUAUAAUUUAAACAGAACCCCUAGUACAGUCACCUUAAAUAACAACAGUGCUCCAAGCAAUCGAGCUAAUCAAAAUUUUGAAGAAAUACAAGGUAUCAGAGAUCCAUCUCAAAUUAUCCUGCACCCUGGCUCAGGUUCCAAUUCAACUGCAGUUCAGAAUGAGAACCUGAAGACGGUUGCUCACAAGCGGGGCCAGCGUUCAAGUUAUACCAGGCUUUCAAAAGAUUCAUCAGAGCUCCACACUGUUGCAGCCUCAGAGGGGGCUGGUUUUGGAGAAGAGAGAGAGAGUAUUCUCUGAAGAGCAACCAGAUUAAAAAGAAUAUGCUCAUGAAUUGUAGCUUGGAAUUCUUUGUCAGUCUGUGGUUAUAUUAAUCUCUGUAGUUCAAGCUUUAAAUAUUGUAAAGGAAGGCCUAGAUGAUUUUCAGUCAUGUUCUCUGAAAGGAGGAGUAAUUUCUGCAAGGAGCAAACUACUUCAGACCUUCCCUACAUAUAAAAGCAGUAGUUCUCAGCAUGGAAGAUCAGUUCUUUGUUAAAAGACUGUGCAAAGUUUUGGUCAGGGGAAGAUUUUACAGAAGUAUGGUUUAAUUAUGAAAAGUACAACGUGAUUUUUCUUUUCUCUUGGGAUAUAUAUUACUUAUCCUAUCUAAACAUUCUGUUAAUUCUCCCUGUUUGCAAGUAAAGUUAAUACUGUCCAUCGUUGCCAUUUGAUGUACAAGGUGCCAGAACAUCAAAUAUCUGUGACAACCUUACCAAACUUUGCAUUAAUUUAUGAAUUAAUGUGUGCAACAUAAAUUACAUACAUUGAAAUUUGAGUGUUAAGGUACUUGUUUGGCUAUAUGUAUGCUUUUGCUCUCUGUAUGUUCAGUAGUUACUGUUGAAUUUGUGAACUUUGGGUAGAGUGCUGACAAGGUUUGUAAGGAACGUUGUCUUUAUGUGUCACUGGAAUUGGCAGUUAUUUAUAAGGUAAUACCUUAUAAUUGACUUAGUGGAUCCAUUAUUUAUUUUAGGUACACAGUUUUGCAGUCACUGAAUAGAUGGUCUCAGUAGAUGCAACCACCACAUUAAAAUAGUGUAAGGAUAAAGUAUGAAUAUGAUGUUUGAAUUUAUGAAGCAUUUGUGGCUGUGCGUGGUUUUUCCUUGGUACAGUGUUUAUCAUUUGGUAAUGGAAAAAAAAAUAAGCAGUGUUUAAAAUAAACAUUUUAAAACUAAUGCAUACCUUUUGGAAUCUUGUCAAAGCUGUACUCCAGCUUCUUUAUUUCUGAAGUACAGUCUUUGAAGAUUUUUUUUAUCUUCUGUGUGAUGUACCUGAAUGAUGUUAUAGCAAAUACUUGUGCUGUCCAGUGAAAUCUGCAUGGUUUUGAGAAGGAAUUGUUCAAGCUAGACUCUGCUAGUAGAAAGAAAAUAAAAAAUAAAUGCAUGUUGGGCUUGUGUCCAAAUUUCUUUUUA
Parus major (Great Tit) is the source of this 6706-nucleotide messenger RNA. RefSeq names its product kinase D interacting substrate 220 (gene KIDINS220). The record is from RefSeq and is a predicted model, not a curated record. Bases 174 to 5558 code for a protein of 1794 amino acids. Lineage: Eukaryota; Metazoa; Chordata; Aves; Passeriformes; Paridae. Gene Ontology annotation, molecular function: protein binding. The transcript has 31 exons.